Molecule: messenger RNA, 2450 nt
Organism: Lentinula edodes (shiitake mushroom)
Lineage: Eukaryota; Fungi; Basidiomycota; Agaricomycetes; Agaricales; Omphalotaceae
Exons: 1
Coding region: 92-2257 (721 amino acids)
Source: RefSeq, a predicted model, not a curated record
ACCAAGCCUUCAGCGGUAAGUUUUAUAUCGAAUUUUGUUGGGAGCUGACCUCGAUGAACCUUAGAAUAAGAAACGUAAACUGUCCACAUGCAUGGAAAAAGGAUGCAUGAAUCUUCUUAAUCCGCAUCAAAGAUGGCGGAUGUGCCAAUCAUGUCGUCCCUCUCGAGCAAGCCUUCGACGGGAACUUGUCCUGAACAUGAUAAGUAGUAGUUCAGCAGGACACAACGAAGAAUCUUCGACAGCCUCUGAAGUUAGUGUUGACAAGGUUGAGACCACGGACGCUGCAUCAAAAAACAGUGCUGAUAAGAUCAACUCUCCUACUCACACUGCUACCUCAGUUCCUCGAGACACCGCUGUAUACCCAUACCCGUAUCCAUCAUAUCACUAUACGACCUAUCCACAUCACUACACACACACAAACACCUCUGCUAUGUCGUCUUUGGUUGUCGCACCGACAACUGUGCCAUAUUCAAAUCCGUACAUGUACCCUUACCCGUACGGGUACCAUCACACAAGUGUCUCUUCACCUUCUUCCUUCGCCACAUCCUCACUUCCGUUUAUCAUCUCCCCCGUCCCUGUUACCGCUUCUGCUACCUCUGUUUCUGCAUCCGCCUCUUCAACAAAGAAAAAACGGAGAAAAGUUAAGAAGGAAGGCCUCGCUCCUGCAGAAGCGGUGGCUAGCCCUUCCUCUCAGGUAGUCGACAACGACAGACAGGAUGCACUUUCAGACGCCACUACAGGCACGGAAACGGAAGCCAUGAGCGGGGAGCCUCAGGCUGGCUCGCAAACUAGCGAUCGUAGGAUGGAUGUUGACACAAACAAUACUUCUUCUUCCCAAGCUGUCUGCGAAUCAUCGAUAGUCGAUCCUUCAGAACAUACAGCACCUUCAGAUGAUUUCGCAUUUCCAGGUAGUCUUUCGCGUCCUAUACCGAGUCAUCCCCCCGCUACCCCACUACCAGAACUCCUUGACAAUCCAACCAAGUUUAUAAUGGUUGAUGGACGUACGUUGGCUUCGAAAUCGUCUUCCAUCAAAACUGCAGCACGAACAGAUCCGAGUAAUGCUCAUUCCCGGAAUAGUUCCUCGCAGAGUCAAGCAUUCCUUACUUGUAUGAAUAAGUUUUCUGUCAGUCCCCAACCAAACUCUCCUCUCAUGAUGAACAAGGGUAAUUCUGAUCUUGCCUCCACCGGCAAUGGUAACACAUUGGGUGUUUUCUCGGUCGCAAGUAUGGGUGCUGCUCCUGCUUCGAGUUAUGGGAUAUUCAAAAUCUCCGCACCAUCGGCUCCCGCUACCUCUCAAGCUCAAGCUGGAGAAUUGUCGACUACCGAUCUAGGAAUGAGCGUUGCCUCAGAUUUAGUUCCGAGUGUGGAGGUGACGCCUGUUGAAGAUUCGAGGAAAAGAAAUCAUUCAGAGGUCGAGUCUGAAGUCGGUCCAAAUAACUCUAGCAUCGGAGGACAAGCGAAAGACACGGAACAAGUAGAUCAACAUCCGCCCCCGCGGCGGAAAAGGCCCAGUCGAGCGAAGAAACAGGAGAAGCUCGAGCCCGAAGAAGCCACGACCCACAAUACCUACUCUGGCUAUAUACCUCCUAGUUACAUGUACUCCUCCAACCACAUGCACCCAUCGAGAUAUUAUGCUGGUUAUGUUUCUACCCCUCCCAAUCCUUCCGCCCAAACGGCAACUACGUAUAUACCGUUGAACUCAAGCCCGGCUUCUGCAUCGACAUCGCCAUCCAACUUGCCGACCCCAGCGACACCGCAUGCUGCGCCUACUUAUGCAUAUUAUCCUCCACAUUCAUACAUGCAGGCGCCUGGCUACCAUGACCCAUAUAUCAUUUCUUCACCUUCUUCGUAUCCUCCGCCAUAUACAUACCCGUAUAGUGGCUUAUAUACCUAUCCCUCACAUGCGAGUUAUACUGGUUACGGUGCUUCUGCUUAUCCCGGCUAUCCAGCAUACCCCUCGCAGAGCACAGAAUACUGUAUGCCCGAUAUCCCGCUUGGAUCCAACCCCUCAAAGUCUAAAUCAAAGUAUGCAGAGGUUUUGGAAACCAGAGCAUCGAUGAAGAGUAAAGAGAAAGUUGGGAAGGGAAAUAAACCUCUCUCUGGUGAGGGUAUAGCGCCUGCAAGUGAUGAUGUUCCGGAGAACGAAGUAGAAGCAAAGACAUUGCAAAUAGAGACACGAUCAGGCCCCCCUGUGACCUCGUCUGCGAUAUCAGAAGUCAGUCAUAUUAUAAUUGCUUUCUGCUUUCUGAUAAUCUGAUCCCCUUUGUCCAAAAAUUUUUGCAGCGUAUCUGCCACACUAAAUCAUGUCGGCGUGCAAUCCCGCAAGAUGUUAGUGGGAAUUUGUGUUCAUAUUGUCGAGCCCGGUUCAAGAAACACCAACUGAGAGCGAAGCAAAGGUUCAAACUAGAACCUCGAAAAGUGGUUGUGGGUGUGCUCCCCAAGCCGAAUAA